Molecule: messenger RNA, 1119 nt
Organism: Nannizzia gypsea CBS 118893
Lineage: Eukaryota; Fungi; Ascomycota; Eurotiomycetes; Onygenales; Arthrodermataceae
Exons: 2
Coding region: 1-1119 (372 amino acids)
Source: RefSeq, a predicted model, not a curated record
AUGCGUUUUGAUGCUUUGUUUUAUCUGUCCUUCGCUGGACUUGUUGCAUCUGCAGCUAUUGAUAUUCGAAAGGUCGGUGAUGAAGCCCAUAUGAAUCAUCGUCGCACUCCCCAGUUAGGCCUAGGCGGCCUUCUGGGCACCCUUGGGGGCUUGGGCGGUGCUCUCGGUGCUCCGCAGGCAGGACCUCCAAAUGACCCUGCAGGGGCCGGGGCUCUUCCGAAAAUGGACAAAGACGAAAACCCAAGUCCUACUGGGAUGGCAAGCGAAACAGGGGCAGCUGCUCAGGAAACGGGUGCUCCGAAUCCUACUGCCACAGCCGAAACCCAGGCAGAGAGUCCAGCACCAACCACAGAGAGCGCGCCCAUGCCAAAUUCACCUGAGGCAAGCCAAUCUGCCGAGAGGCCUAUGCCGUCGAUGUCACCCAGUGGCCACCGUGAUGAUGAAGUCCAACCAAUGACCCCCCAAGAGCAGCCACAAACCAUGGGAGAUAAGCCAAAGGUGACAAUGGAAGACCAGCCAACACAGACUAUGACUGACGACCAGAAUCAGCCGCAAACCAUGGGAGACAAGCCAAAGAUGACGAUGGAAGACCGGCCAACACAUACUAUGACUGAUGACCAAAAUCAGCCGCAAACAAUGGGUGGUCAGUCGACACAGCAACAGAGCAUGGCCGAACAGUCGAAUAAUCCAGAAUCCAAUGGUACCGAGACAACAGCUAUGCCUGAAUCUGAAGGUGAAAGUGCGCCAAUGCCAACCACCAGUGCAGAGACUGUUGCUAGUGGAUCUCGCCCACAGGUGUCUGCUAUGUCAGGGCGCCAUCCCCGUCCUUCAGCCCUUCAGUCUGGAAAGAUGCCGGCAAAACAGUCUAUGACUCCAGCGGCCACUGCCUCUCCCACUGCCACGCCCCCUGCCCCAUCGGUAAUGGAUCUACUUGCAGAUGACGACCAGGAGAAGCAGAUAGAAGGUACGGCAAAGGCAUCAUUCAAAAGUCCCACAAAAUCGUCUCCUUCUGCCUCUGCCGCUAGUGAAAAACCCGCUCCUACAUCCUCCUCAUCACCUUCUCAAGUUAAUACUCAAGCACAACCAUCAUCGUCAUCGACGAUGGAUUCAUUUCUCUAG